GGGACUGGCAGGAGAGCAGCGGAAAAGGCCACGGGGGCUGGAGAUGGGGCACGGUAGCGCUCAAGUGUGUGGAGUUUGGCGCUAGCGUCAAGGCAGGCGAGCGAGCGAGCGAGGGAGGGAGUGAGCGUGAGAUGUUUGAGGAUUUGUAUGCCCACCUCCGAUUCCGAGGAUCGUCGAUUCUGGCCGGUCAUGACUUCAUGUAUGACAAGAGGACGUAGGGCAAGACGUGGGCGGAAUCUCCCGAAUCUGUAAACGUAUGGUGAGUUCCCGAGCUCUAGCGUGGUCGUGCGAAUUGGUGGAGGAAAGGCGAGGUGCAUCACCGGCGCAUCAUCUUCUUGCGUCUCAUCUCGCUCGGUGCAGAUGGCGCAAACGAGACUUUGAUUUCUGGCCAGCAGGAGUUGUAGCGGAAUUCCAAUUCCGGAGAUCGGUCGCCUUGAUAAUCACAUCUUGCGUCCACUGCCUCGAACUCUACGCGAUGAACUGCUAGUUUCCGGACUCCGGAGGCUGACUUCGCCUGACUCACAUGAUUCGUCCUCUCCCCACUCCUCUCUCCUCGCACGAAUUUCUGUGAAGGAGGUCUUUGGCCUGUAGAGUUUGCAGCAGUUGUCGUUGUUGCUUCUGCUCCGGAGGUUGCGUUCUUGUUGCGGUUUUCGGCUCUACGAGGAAUACCAAUUUCGGAAUUCAGACUCAUGCAUUGGACUGUGGGGCACUCUCUGGAUACUUGCCAGCGGCGGGGUCUCUAGGCGCUGCCCUGCCGGGUCAUUGGCCGUGAUGCGGUUGACGUGACCGAGGGCAAGGGAGGUUUCUGUGUGAACUCUAUGGCAGAGCCAGUUGGAAGCAGAUUAGCUGCAACAACCCCCAUCGCGUGCUACAGAGUGAGGUCUUGGUGUCACCAGUGGCUGGCCGUGGUGCCCGGCGAAUGGGAGAGGGCGAGGUUCUCGAGAUGCGAGGAUGAUAGCUCCAGAAUUGUCCUUCGGCCAUGCGUUGAUGGGUCCUACUUGCUACAAGUGGUGCCGAGGACGGUGGAAGGCGGCCGCAGUGAUCCUGUCCCGGUGAAGCAAAACCCUGUGGAAGAUUUCGGGCUACUGAAUGGUCUACAUGAUGUCGAAGAUCCUCCCAAUUCUGUUGGUGAAUUGGGUUCCCGGCGCGGAAAUGAGUGGUUUCUCUCUCUGCACGAAUCCAGUGUCUUUGUUACCGAGUCUCCUUCGAACGUAGCGAACUCGCAAUUCCGGUUGGAGUUUGACGAGCAUGGAAGGGUUAGAAUCCGAGGAAGCUGUGACACGGGCUACCUGACUGCUGAUUCCAGAGGACGAUUAUGGGGUGGGACACAGAGGCCACAAAAGUGGGAGCAUUUUACUUUGAUUGAGGAGGCUCUGAAAGAGACGCCGCUUCAGUCAACACGGACCAUCUCUGCCUCAGUCCGAGUGACGCUACAAGCCCACACAGGAAAAUAUUUAUGUGGAUCCACAACAGUUAUAUCUGCCCACGCAGAGGCUGCCUGCUGUUGUGAGGAGUUCUUGCUGGACCUCAAGUUUCCAUCGUUGAUACCAGUUCGCUCUUCCAGGACAAAGCACGGUUCUCGCUUACCAGUCGACUCUUUGAGGUCUAAUUUAGAUCUGAGGUCCAGGCGCUUUGAAGAACAGGAAAAAAUUGGUCCUACUACUACCUUGAAAUAUGACCAACCGUUGGAUGGUUCUGUCUGCACAAUACGCACCGCAGACGGAAAACGCAUGCUCAGUGCAGAGCCUGAUGGUAUCGUCUUCACAACCCCUGUUGAUCAAGUACGUGGCAUGGAAAAGUUUGAAGUAUCAGUCCAGUAUCGCAAAAGUUGCCCGACGGUCAGCAUCCGUCCCUACUCUCGUGAAUCCGGGACUGGGACGAGAAACCGGAAGUAUGUAAGUGCGACGGAUUCGGGCCAGAUUGUCUGCGACAAAUCUGACAAGAAGCAGUGGGAGGCCUUUGGGUUGACUCUAGCAAAUGGUUCGCGGGUCCUCAUUCGAAGCAUACAUGGGGGAUAUUUGGCCUACGACCCUUCCUUAGCGAUUCAACUCGAGCACAACGAACAGCAACACAGGCUGCAAAGGGGUUUGUGCUCCUGUCUGCCUUACACGAAAGAGAAAAUGAGGGAAGUGGGUGCUUGGCAGCUGAGAUAUCAUGGUGACUCAUUGUACACGUUGGUAGCCUUACCAGUAGCGAAGGGUGGAGCGCAAGAAUACUUAUCAGUGGACUCCAAGGGACAGAUUAUACAGUCUGGUGCACCCGCUGUACAUUUUCCAGCCACAGCAUCUCUGUUCGAGAUCGUACCCGUUUCAGGAACUUGCUUGGAUACCAUGGAUGAGAACAUAUGCUCAUUUUCUGGGAUCGUUGGUUUUACCAUCCGCACAACACGCCGAAUCCAUGGAAAGCAACGGUAUGUGAGUGUUGAGCCCAGUGGUAGGGUUUUCGCAACGCGUGUACGACCGUCACGUUGGGAGAUAUUCCAGUUUGUAGAUGUCGAUGCUACUGCCUCUGCAGUUUCUCCCGACGAGUUUUCAUGCAUACCUGCAGCCGUUAACCUGAAUUCCCCAGGAUCAGUUAUGCCCUCCCUGGCAGGUUAUAGAGUUCAACAGCGGGUGCCCUCGUUAGGCGGGCAAGGCAGGUGGGGCCUUGUUCGAAGAGUUGGUUGGGUCCAGUCAGUUGGAGUUUCUGAUGUAGUUGUCCAAGGGACGUCAUCAAGCACAUCAGUGGCCUCUAUUGCUGUAGCAGAAGCUUUAAGAAGGGCAUGCGGAGUCACGGUGGAAGCGUUGAACAAAGGAUGGGCCGUUCCAAAGAAGACUCCAACUUCACUGCAAGAGCUUUGCAUUGGACACGUUUGCUGGUUCGCGUCAACAGAAUCUGGCGGCUCCCAACCUACCGAAUCCACCAAGGCAAGCGAGGUGCCUUCACUACCUGACUUGGAGUCAGAGAUGAUUUUUCCGCCCAUUCUAGACUCUGAUAUGCACGAAUUGGUGGCCAUUCUUAAAGCUAGUGGACAAGGAUCUCGAAUUCCAGCUGAGCUAAUAGAUGGAAACCUCUUCAAUAUCCCUGACGAUCUGCUCACUAGGAUCUGGUCACAUUGGAGGUCGAGGCAGCCUUCUUUGCAGUCAUGCAAGUGGUUGCCAAGUUCACUACUUGCUCAGUUACCUCCUCAAUUUCAUAACGGGGUGAGACCUCUGCAAAAUCAUGCUGGACGACCGCAUGGUCUGCCACAUGUUCAUCAGGGCUUGCCUCCCCAUAAUAUUGCUCUUUGGAACACCAGUGGAGAUGGCUUUCAUUGUGGAUCAUGCGACUCUGAUGGAGUACUCUGCAUGGAUCCUGCAGUUAAUCCGGCACAUCAUAGGUACCUGGAAGUUCAGUACCGGGCUUACAGUGGUGCAAGACAGCCGGGUGUACUGUGGAGCGCUAUCUCCUUUGCUGGUGUCAGUCUUAUGACAACAGCUCUGGCUUGUCGGGUCAUUUCUCUGUGCCGGAUAUCUAUUUCAAUCAACGGCAGGUGACUUACCUUCGGCUGAACGCGCCUAAGCCCUAGCCAGGUCACAUUUGGGUCUGUGUCGAUUUGAACAGUAGGGUGAGCAGCCAGCCUUUGUACCAUCAUGUCAUCCCAUUUAUUGUCCAAGUUACUGGUGAGUAGGUUUGAUCCAUUUAUUUGAGUCGAGUGUACAUAAAUUUUCUCCUCAGAUUGGUUGUUUCAGUGGUUUGUGCCUCCUAUUCUUGUAUAGUAAACAGGGUAGAUUCAGAAAUCGACUCCGAAGAUGCCGGUGUCGUCCAGUAGUUUUGUCCUCACUCCAUAUAUGUGCCAGUAAUCACUCCUUAUUGAUUUAACCUAGUUUAUUGAAAUUGUAGACAAUAUCUCUGUGAUAGUUUAAGUUCUCAAAAGGAAGAGAACAUGAAAGAUAAAUAUCACGGGCAGGCAUAGAUUUUUACCAUGACUUAUAAUGUCGGGUCUUAGCACUUUUGGGACAGGGCUGAAGUCUCCUAGUCUUGUUCACUGUUGUAAGGUGUUAAGUUUCUGUAUAAUAUUUGCAUAAAAUUGGCAUC
Molecule: messenger RNA, 4056 nt
Organism: Marchantia polymorpha subsp. ruderalis
Lineage: Eukaryota; Viridiplantae; Streptophyta; Marchantiopsida; Marchantiales; Marchantiaceae
Source: the annotation of a GenBank genome assembly